CUCCGGCAGGUGUUCUCCCCGACAUCGAGCAGUAUUUCGGGAUUGACGACGGGAAGUCCGGCCUGCUCCAGACCGUUUUCAUCUGCAGUUACAUGUUCCUGGCUCCGGUCUUCGGUUACCUGGGCGACCGGUACAACAGGAAGUUGAUCAUGAGUGUCGGCAUCACGUUCUGGGCUGUGGUGACUCUGGGCAGCUCCUACACCCCCAAAGAGCAUUUCUGGGUCCUGCUGCUGACGCGGGGCCUGGUGGGCGUGGGCGAGGCCAGUUACUCCACCAUCGCCCCCACCAUCAUCGCAGACCUCUACGUCAAGGAAAAGAGGACCUACAUGCUCUCCAUCUUCUACUUCGCCAUCCCUGUCGGCAGCGGACUCGGGUACAUCGUGGGCUCACAGGUCGGUAACCUGGCGAAGGACUGGCACUGGGCCCUGCGGGUCACUCCGGGGCUGGGCCUGAUCGCCGUGCUGCUGCUGAUUUUCGUGGUCCAGGAGCCUGAGAGAGGAGCCAUAGAAGCCCAUCCGGAGCAUCAGGUGCACCGGACCAGCUGGCUGGAGGACCUGCGCGCCCUCAGCAAGAACUCCAGCUUCGUGCUGUCGACCUUCGGCUUCACGGCGGUGGCGUUCGUCACCGGCUCGCUGGCUCUGUGGGCGCCGACGUUCCUCUUCAGAGCCGCCGUCUUCAACGGGGAGCGAGCGCCCUGCGUGGAGGGCAACUGCGCCUCCUCAGACAGUUUGAUUUUCGGAGCCAUCACCGUGGUUACGGGUGUGCUGGGCGUGACCAGCGGCGUGCUGAUCAGUCGGCAGCUGAGGAAGAGGACGCCCCGAGCCGACCCGCUGGUCUGCGCCGCCGGCCUGCUCCUCUCCGCUCCGUUCCUCUACCUGGCCAUCGUCUGCGCUCAGGGCAGCACCAUCGCCACCUACGUAAGAGACCUCAGUUGAGAAACAUUUUUUCUCCAGUUUUCAGCUGAAGUUCACAGCGUGUUGGAGGGUUGAGUCUGUAACGCAGCGUGAGGUUUGAGAAACCUUCGCCAGGCUCUGUGUGUGACCCUGUUUGUCUCCCAGGUUUCGGACGCCCUGAGGAAGGAGGACUCGUUCCUGUGGCAGUUCCGCUCCCUGCAGCUCUCCCUGCUGCUCUGCUCCUUCGUGGCCGUGAUCGGCGGAGGCUUCUUCCUCGCCACCGCCCUCUUCAUCGAAAAGGACCGCCAGCGGGCAGAGAACUACGACUCCACAGAGGACGAGCCGAUCGUUGUCCCGAAGAGCGGCCGGUCCACCAGAGUCCCGGUGUCCAGUGUCCUCAUCUGACCACACACACACCCGCGCUCAUCGUAGUUUUUAAGGACUGAGACCACCGAUUGGACCAUCUGCCAUGCAGAGAAGUUUAUUUUUAAACCCUUGAUAUGAUACUUUUUUAUGAUUUUACCGUGCCGGGGACACGCCGCUCUCACGGAGGUUUUUCCAGGACUUUGUUGGACAGGAUGUCGAGAGACUCUGCAGAGAAGCAACAGAUCUCUGAUCAUCUCGUAACCGAUGGAGAUCCUUCUCUCCCUCAGAGGGACCCUGAGUCGGCUGAUCUGGGAUCAGCCGGAGAUCCAGAGACAAAAUCAUUCAUAUCUUCUGUAACCACAACCAAAACAGGGCUGCAUCCUGCUCCCACAGUUAUUUUAUACACAGGAGACGCUUUAUUAAUCAGUUAAUAACCCCGUGUGUUAUGUGUCCAACAUUUGCAACACUAAUACUCUUAAAGUCGUCCAUGAAGCAGGAGAAAAGGCUCCAAGCGGUUAGAUCAUCUGUUUAUCUUUUACAUAUGUUGCUGCUGUUUUUGUAGUUUUUAGUUUGUGUAGUUGGAGACGUUCCCGGUGUUAAAGGGAGUUUUAAAGAGCCGGGGCGUUUCUUUUGCUUCGCGUCAGGUCGCAGCUCGGCGGGCUUCAGAGAGCUUCACCAAGUCGACUGUCCCAGUCUGUCUCUGCAGGUAGAGCACACGCUGCAACACUUAUUCUUAUGUAAAAAGAAAGAAAAACACCUUUUGGAUCAAUGUUAAUAAUCAAAGAUGUUUGUUAACCUCAAAUUAUUUUAGCAAAUCUGUUUUUUGAGCUAUUAAACAGGAAUUAACUUUG
Messenger RNA from Etheostoma cragini (Arkansas darter), 2110 nucleotides. RefSeq names its product spinster homolog 1 (Drosophila) (gene spns1). Gene Ontology annotation, cellular component: membrane. The record is from RefSeq and is a predicted model, not a curated record. Gene Ontology annotation, biological process: transmembrane transport. The transcript has 9 exons. Gene Ontology annotation, molecular function: transmembrane transporter activity. NCBI's taxonomy places the organism in Eukaryota, Metazoa, Chordata, Actinopteri, Perciformes, Percidae.